This is a messenger RNA of Crotalus tigris (Tiger rattlesnake), 1308 nucleotides long. It is a transcript of the gene VAMP5, whose product is annotated as vesicle associated membrane protein 5. The transcript is spliced from 4 exons. The record is from RefSeq and is a predicted model, not a curated record. Lineage: Eukaryota; Metazoa; Chordata; Lepidosauria; Squamata; Viperidae. Gene Ontology annotation, cellular component: plasma membrane. Gene Ontology annotation, biological process: Golgi to plasma membrane protein transport. Bases 1 to 942 code for a protein of 313 amino acids.
AUGGCAGCGGCAGGGGAAUGUGAACACGGGAAGCCUCCGGCCAUCACCAUCACUGCUCUGCGUUCUGCCCAAACGCUCGCUCACCUGCCUGCUGGCCUCUCCCUCCAGCCACCUGUGCUGCACGGCCUCUAUUGCAGUCCAAAGAGGUUCUCGGGCCUGAUCCGGACGGGCGGAGCCCCGACCUCGGGUGCUGGAUCGGAGGACGGGAGGGGGAAAUCCCACCGCCGCCCCUCCCCACCGCUCUCGCCUCUGGAGCCCAGCGGGACCCGCCGCCACGGAGGCCCCGUGGCAGAAGAGAGCCGCUCCAGACGGUCAGAAGUUAGGAGGGCGGAAAGCAACGGCCGGCGCGUCUCUGCUCGCUCGGCGGCCCCUGCAGCCCAAGCGGGGCGGGCGAGCGGCGGCGCGGCUUCCGCUCGGAGCUCCUCAAGGCAAGCGCGGCGUCCCGCCCCCCGAGGGCUCCGGAGGGGCGGCGAGCUGUCGGGCAGCAGCGGGUCCCGCCUACUCUUCCCCCUCGGCCGGCCAGAGGACGCGCCCCGGCUGCUCCCGGAGGACCCAGCCCGAGUGGAGGCGCCGCCGGGUCCGCUCCCGCCGCCGCAGCUCCCGGCGCCGGCCAUGGGUGAGAACCACCUGGGGCGAUGCCAGCAGGAGGCCGAGGAGGUGACGGAAAUCAUGCUAGACAACUACACCAAGGUGUUGGACCGCGAGGGCAAGCUUAGCGACCUGGAUGAGCGGGCUGAUGAGCUUUGUAAACAGAGUUCUGCCUUCACCAAGACAACAAAGACCCUGGCCCAGAAGAAACGCUGGGAGAAUAUGAGAUUCAAGAUCAUCCUGUUGGCCGUGGUUGUGGUGGCUGUUCUGCUCAUCGUCAUCACCCUCUACUUCACUCUCUCUGGAUCCGGGAACCAGGUGGCUCCAGCAAAGACCAGCACUGGUGGUGACUGAUCACUGAUCAAGUUCUCCCCAGGAUCCUCUUCCCAACACCAAGCUUUCAGGGUGCAGGGCCUCGGGGCCUUGCUAGGAUCUGGCAGUAGCCUUGACCACUUCAUUUCUCAUUGUGGCAAGCAAACUGAGGAAGGAGGCAAAGGACACAACCCUCUUGAUGUCCACGACCUCAACACCAAAAAUGACUCUGUGAGUGAGAAGGAAGGAAGGAAAGCCAGGAUUAACUUCGCUGGCCCGGAGGAAGCCCCUUUCACCGAGCGGGGGCGAAGCCAGCAGCGGCCAGCCUCCCCUUGCCUACGGCCUACUCCCCCCCUCCCCGUCUUCUUCGAGAGCCGUCCUUCGCGCCCGCGGCUCUUUCGGUAUCGC